Messenger RNA from Racocetra fulgida, 1305 nucleotides. The record is from the annotation of a GenBank genome assembly. Lineage: Eukaryota; Fungi; Glomeromycota; Glomeromycetes; Diversisporales; Gigasporaceae.
AUGACAUUUUAUUCUGUUGUUAACGAUAAAAAGCAGAUCAUUAAAGUUUUUAAUGAUACUAUUGACCAAUGUAAUAAUGAUUGUGAAGUAACUCAUAUUGAUGGCAAAGAUGCUUAUCAAGUAAUUUAUGAAUUUGCCAAAGAAUCUGUUUAUGCUUCAAGAGAUCUUGGUGUACGAUUUAAUAUUGCUCUUGACAUUACUUAUAAAGUAUUAUCUUUUGCCGUACGUUCUGAGAUACCAGAGAAACCAGAUAUCACUUACACGCUCAAAUGUAAAAACACUGAUAAAUUUGAUGUUAAAAGAAAAUGGAAUGCUUUUAGUGCUAGUACUCUUUUAAAUAAGUUUAAUGAUUCAAAAACUUAUUUUGAUAAUAUUUGCAGUCCUCCAAGUACAAAUAAUCAACCUAUAUCUUCUAAUCUCAAAGUUCAAGAAAUUACAAAAACUUUUAAUGGUGCUAAUAGAAUGCUCAAAGUUCAAGAAAUUACAAAAACAUUCAAUGGUGCUAAUAGAAUAUUAGAUAAACAAGACCAAAGUGAAAUGGUAAUAAGAAUUGUUGAUAAGUUUAUUGGCUUUUUUAAACAACAAGAUCUUGGCAUCGUUAAAAUAAUUACUGAAAAACCUACUGAACUAAGCGAUAACUUGUUUGUGAGUGUAAUUCAAGUAAAACUUGCUAUUACUGAACAAUUUAAAAUCAAUGCCCUGGGUAAUGCUUUCGAUCUAAAAAAUUAUGUUAAUGCCAAAACUCUUACUAAUUUUACAACUCCUGAUGAUUUCUUUGGUAAUAAUGUUUAUGAACGUGGUGGUGUUAUGGCGAAUUAUUCAAAUAAAUAUGUUUAUAGUGAUCUUGUACUUAAUGACAUUAGACAAUUUAUUCAACAAUACUUACCAACUCCCCUUCCUUGGAAACCUGAUGAUUAUAUUAUUUUAACUAAUGGUUUAUGUGGCUCUGCUUGUGCUCAAAUUGCUGAAUUUGCUGCUGAAUUUAAUAAUGUGACUACUGUUGCUGUUGGGGGAAUCGCUGAUAAAUCUUUAUUAGCCUAUUCUUCAUUUCCUGGUGGUUUUUUUUUUAACGCUAGUAUGAUAUUUAAUUCUUUAGGUAAAUUAAAUUUAUUAAAUAAUUCUUUAAUUCCUAAACCUUUUCCUUUGGCUGGAAUGGAUUUUACUUUUACUUUAAAUGAGAUGUAUAAUAAAAUACAUCCUGAUGAACUUUCGGAAUUCGUCUUUAUGCCUGCUGAUUUUAGAUUAUUUUAUGAUGAAAAUAAUGUUAGAAACUUUUCGAUUUUAUGGUCUCAGGUUGCUGAUUUG